This is a messenger RNA of Acaulospora morrowiae, 167 nucleotides long. The record is from the annotation of a GenBank genome assembly. Lineage: Eukaryota; Fungi; Glomeromycota; Glomeromycetes; Diversisporales; Acaulosporaceae.
AAGGAGACCAAGUCCUGUUAUCUUUGAAAAAUAUCAACGACCCUGUCGAUCGAAACCGACCCACAAGGAAGUUGACGCCAAGAUUUGCCGGACCCUAUACCAUCUCCAAAGUAAUCUCCGAAACUGCGUACAAGUUGGAAUUGCCACCUGCCAUGAAAAUUCAUCCU